This is a messenger RNA of Alternaria infectoria, 7857 nucleotides long. RefSeq lists its product as uncharacterized. The coding region runs from base 1 to 7857 and encodes 2618 amino acids. The transcript is spliced from 3 exons. Lineage: Eukaryota; Fungi; Ascomycota; Dothideomycetes; Pleosporales; Pleosporaceae. The record is from RefSeq and is a predicted model, not a curated record.
AUGUCGACUCUCAGGCUUGCGACAGCUUCCAAUGUACGCGCUUUCCAGAUACUGACCGAAGCUCUUGACGCAAGCAACGGGAAGUGGUCACAAUGGAUUGAAAGCGAAACACUCGACGAUGAGGUCGGAAGAUUCAGAGUGUGGGCUGGCAAUCUGGGAGCGUUGCAGAAAGGCCACAGCUCGCUCGACUACAGGCUGCGCGGCUCCCCGGUCUUAUUCAGUAGUGCCCUCAGACUACUGAAUGAGCUUGAGCAGAAUCUGAAUGAAACAUAUGCUAUCGUUUCUGAGGCGCGCCUGCCUUAUGAACAGCAAACGCCAUCGGAGGGUUCUGACGAUGAUAGCGACCGUGGCUCGUCCAGCGAGGAAGAGGAACACGACUCUGACAGCGACGAACCUAGAAGCGAGUUGCGGAUGAGAUAUGAAGAAAUCGUGGAUAUCAUCGACAACCUCUACAAGCUCAGCGUCCGCAUCAGGACACCGACAGUACGCUCAAGAUCGCUCAAAGCCUCUGCCUACACGCCAGUGGAUCCAGAGACUGGUGUGGAUAUCCUCGGUGUGUACGCUGAACUGGAUCGAAAGCAUGUUCGAGAGCUACUCUCGCAGCUACGGAAGACGCAUCCUGCACAGAAUGAGGAAGAUGAGGACUUCUUGACUGAGCGGUUGAGCUCUUCUAUUACACUGCGUAGGCGGCAUUUCAAGUAUUGGAAGCGUCGUAAGUUCGACAAGGAAUAUUGCUGCAUCUUGCACAGUCUGACUAUGAUAGAUCGUGAUAAGUUGGGCGCUUCCGCAGAUUCCGAAGACAUAGCAGAUGCUGGCAAACCUACAGCGAAUGAAGCGCCAGCUCCGAUGCGUCAUGACACUCUUGAAGCUCACCCACCUAUGCCAACAAUCAAUACCCCAAAGCCGACCCCGAGUCAAAAGACUGGGAAAACCUUGCUGUCUGGUACGGAGGCGACGCAUCAUCAUCAAUCUCUAGACGAUAUCGUGGACACCAAAUCCGUGACGAGCUACGCAGUCACCGUGAAAGAUUUAGAUGGAAAAGGGAUCGAUCUACCACCCCCUCCAAAGGCUGCUACCUGCGACAAGGACUUCGAGUGCCCAUACUGUUGGAUCGUCUGCCCUGCACGAUAUGGCAAAGGCCGAGCUUGGAAGACUCAUCUGCUACAAGACCUACAGCCGUAUAUUUGUACACACCGGGACUGCGAGAGUUCCGAACUGCUCUUCCGUAGUCGUCGAGAGUGGGCGGAACACGAAGCGACUCAUCGCAAGCUAUGGCGCUGCCCAGAACAUGUGAACGCCUUAUACAACACCCAAGCUGGUCUUGAGAAUCACCUUCGGCAGGACCAUAUCGGCAGCUUCCCCGACGACCAGAUAGCUAUCAUGGCCAAGAUCGGAGAGACUAUAGCCGUGGACUCGCGGGAGAAGUGCCCGAUAUGUUUUGUGCCUACGGUCACUGAAGGUUUGGGCGACUUGCAGAGCCACAUUGCUAACCAUUUGGAGCGCCUUGCUACUUUUGCACUGCCUCAUGGUAGAGAAGACGACGAAGACGGUGCAAGCAGUGUGGCAAGCCGUGGGAGCUCCAAUUCUCAAUCCUUACCCGAGUCGAUAAGUACCGGUUCAAGCAACGAGAUGGUCGCACUCAGCCGAGAUCUGGAAACUGAGCAGUCUGUUGAGACGGAGCUCGAUGAGGAAGACCGCCUACUGAUGCAGUUCAGGGAUGAGAACAUGCCAUGGAAGGAGAUCGCAGCGCGCUUCCAGGAAGCCUUCAGCAGGCAGUACGAUAUACCAACAAUGCAGAGGCGCCGUAAGCAAUUGGUGGAUCGGGCAAACAAGCAAUCUCUUGAGUUUGAGUUCAGUGAGAAAGACCGACUGCUGCUACAACUCAAAGAUAAAGAGCACAUGCCGUGGAAGGACAUCGCAGUGCGCUUCUCAGAAGUCUUUGGCACUGAUUACCGAAACCGAAUACCCGCACUCCAGAUGCGUAUAAAGCGAGUAAAGGAACAGAUUCUUGAGCAGUAUCUUGCGUCUGGAAUCAGUGGGGAAGACCGCCUGCUACUGCAACUCAGUGCCAAAGAUCGCAUGCCUUGGGAGGAGAUUCAAGCGCUGUUCCGGAAAGCCUUUGGCAAAGAGUACAAAAUCACCGCACUCGAGUCUCGGGUGCAGCAACUUUGUGAAGAGAUGUCUAAGCAGUCACUCCAACUAACCGAGACCAGCCGAGGUCUGCUGUCCGCAGAGAUGCUGCAGCAACUUCCCGACGAGAGCAACAACCGGAUGGCGAGGAUCUCGAACCAAGUGGACGACCUAGACAACCUGGACGACCUGGACGACUUGGAAGAUGAGCAAACCGACAAUGAACAGCCUGAUGAAAACAUAUUGCCCGAGCACCAGAAACAUCUGGAAGAACGGGAGGCGUUUAGACAACACGUCUCAUCGUUACCAGGAGUUCUAUCGGUACGAUUUUAUCGCGGCUACGGCUCAUGGACUGGCCUUGUCACGUUCGCCGAUGAUGUGGUGGGCGAACAAGCAACUGCGCUGUUUGACGCUCAGCGAUUUCCCAACGUUGUGUUCAAGAGUAAAAAGAACAAAAGCAAGUGGACAUUCACCAGAACUGCUGGCACGAGCAAGAAGGACGGCUCCUUCGUCCGCCAGCCAACAGUGGAUACACAGACCACGGAAGAAGCCGAGAUUCUUCCAUUCGGGUCUGACACGUAUGACGAAGAAGUUGAAGAAUCAAGCAAACAACCAAUCAUCACGACUGUCGAAAUCCCUACGUUACGCUCGCUUUAUCAGUCCAGGCGGCUGUUGCAGCGCGAUCAGAGCUUUGCGCCAAACGAUGCUUACAAUCAGAUGAUCUCGUUCUGUCAUUACGACCUAACGAGAUUGAGGGUAGAUGCCAUCGUCAGCAAUGCUUCAGGUAACUUCCAAGCCAAUCCUGAUCCAGAUUCUCUGCAUCACGCUAUCUACAAAGCCGGCGGUUCAGGUCUCAGAGAAGAGGCGAGAUCAAAAGCCAAGGUCAAAGUGGGCCAGGUCGAGCUCACACACGGCCACAAUCUUCCAAGCUCAUGGGUGAUUCAUGCAGCUGCACCAGGAUAUACAGGCCGCAAAGGAGUAGGCCAAUUCAACGUUCUUUCCGAGUGCUAUCGGAGUGCCAUGAUAAUGGCGGCUAACUACGAGUUCAAAACAAUCGCUUUUCCUUGCCUGGGUACUGGGGGUUGCAUGUUUCCUGCACGUGUCGCUGCACGUAUAGCGCUGCAAGAGAUCAGGGAAUACUUGGAUUCACAUCCUACACAUCGACCUGAGCGAAUCAUCUUCUGCGUACGGGCAGCAGUCGAUGAGAAGGCGUAUACCGACUUCUUACCGGUAUUCUUCCCACCCACGCAUGGAGAUCUGGACAGAGCGAGAAGUUCAGACUGGUCCGCGAAUCGUGCUGCGCUGGCAGCUCAGGUACUAGAGGCCCGUACGCAACUUCAAAAUGCAUUGACUGCAAUCACCGUUACCUACGACUUUGGCACGCAAAGUACGGUCUGUGCUCACGACAUGCGUAGGAUCGACUCUACGCUAAGUUCGAUCCGCAAACACCUCUUAGGGCCGAAGGAGCUCAAGCGCAGUCUGGGCGACCUCAACUUACUAUGCUCCGUCAUUCUUACGGCAUGUGCUGACAUUAUGGAUAUGGCCGAGCGAGCACGUAAACAGGGCCGCGCUGGGAAUACGCAGUCUAUCUGGACCGAAGCCAACACCGAUAUACGAGCCAAGCAUGGAUUCGAGCUUACGAGUGUCUUUGACUACAGCUGGAUCUUCGCCAAUAGCUUAGAGGAGGUCCUGAUACUUGGCAAAGCAGAACCAGAUGCGAUGGGACGAGCACGUCAGAUCCUGGAGACCUAUGGUGUCAAGCAGAAGGGCCAAGAUGCCGAAGGUAUCCGCGAUCAUCUGGAUGAGGUACUGUACGUGCGUGAGGCUGAACGGCCUACCCCCAAAAUUCGCGGACUCAUCCAAAUCCAUCAAAUACCCCCCGUAGCGAGGCUCUACAUACUGGGCCAACUGGAAGAGAAGCCUACAAUGGCGAAACCCUCCACUCUAUUCAACCACACUGUGUGCCUACUGAGAGAGGACAUCACGAGACUGGAGGUCGAUAUCGUGGUAAACUCAACCGACCCAAGCUUCUCCGGCAUGGGUACUCUAGAUCGUAGCAUCUUCAAGAAAGGAGGAGAUGAUUUGCGCUCGGAAGUCUCAACCUUUGGCAAAUGUGAAGAAGGCGACGUCAAAGCGACUGCCGGAUACCUUCUCCCAGCCAAACACAUUCUCCACGUCGUUCCGCCUGGAGUGUUUAGGAGCGAUACCAAGAACAUCUUGAGGUACAUCUACCGGGCAAUCCUGCACGAUGCUGUGCUCAUGAGGGCGACUUCCAUUGCGAUACCGAGUAUUGGAACCGGCAUGCGGAACUACCCGCGGCGCGACUGCGCGUCGUUGGCGAUGGAGGAAGUGAAACGCUUUCUGGAAUCUGCUGAGCCUGGUAAUGGGCUUGAUAAGAUCAUAUUCGUUGUCUUUUCUUCCAAUGACGAGUUCGUCUACAAGAGCCUUUUGCCGGUCUACUUUCCGCCAACGAAGGGCAAUACGUCGCCUACUAUCUUGGCGGAACAGCCUGCGCAGGUCGAGGGAAGCUCUUCUUCGUUGUUUCCUGAUACCACAGAUGAGCCUUCUUCAUCUAUCGCUGGAGAAGAUACCUCCCACCGUGUCCGAUUUGGCAAGCAACCAGUAAAGUCGCGGGCUUGGAAGGACGACGAGGCCAAAGCUUUGAUGGACUUCGAACUACAUGUCGAAAUUUGCGAAGUGUGCAAAGACGGUGUCUUUGAAGAUGUUCACAAACUCUGCGAACCCGGCUUCCAUUUCGCCAAAGCAGUUCUACAAAGAAUGGAGAUGUCUGAAAAUGCGCUUGUGUAUAGCAAAGCGCACGAGCAGGGUUCAAGAGAACAUUUGGAGAUGCCGGUCGAAAAAUUGCCUAGCUCCUGGCUGUUACUUUCCACCGUUGCGAAAGGCGGACGUUAUAUGUCGGAGAAUGCAUCUGCUCCAGCCGAAAAGCCCGACACGGCGGACCCUGUCACACCUGUAUGGGAACGCCCUUCGGUACCGAACGACCCAGACAAUAUUGUGCAGGCUACAGAGCAGCCCGCGGUAGUCCGAGUGGAAAUUGUGUCCCCACGCACCGAUACUGGAGACUGGUUCUACUCAUGGGUUCGAGUCUUCAGGAGCAAGAUCGAGAUGUACUCUGGGGAUUAUGAUCCUGAGCCAUACGGAGAAUCUACUGGACAUACGCCGUAUGCGUCCAUAGAUCUCACCGAUACCAUCACAAACGUGGACGGCGGCAAAGGCAACAUUGUGUCCUUGUGGACAGUACCGCGAGGACCAGACCAGGGAGAAACAUGGCAUUUCCGUAGCUCUGACGUUGUUGAUUCUAAUGCGCUUCUCGAACUUUUCAAACGAGCUAUCGAUCGCGGUAGCCAGGAGCGGGAGAAGAAGAUGACAGCGGAGGUUGAGCAGACAACGGACCCGAAAGCGACGAUUGCCUCGAAAAGCGGACGAGAUGUCCUUGAAGACCCAUCUGCUGACGCCAACAAGCCCAGUGCUGCGAAGCUCGACGACCAAGUUCAGAAAGAUGACAAGGCGGCCCCCUUUUCGGAAGCAGAAGAUGCGAAUGUUGUCGCACCAGAUGCGGGGCCGCGUGCUGUCAUUCGUGUCAAGGUUCUCGAACCACCCAACACUCCAAACUGGACGGAUUCCAUCCUAUAUGUCUACAAGAGCAAACUCAUCGUGGAGUUUGAGAAGAAUGGUCGUUUAGACCAACCAUUCGCCACGAUAGAUCUCAAACAUACUAGUUCGGACUUGACACGUGGCACUGAUCGCGGCAUAUUCGACUACUCGAACACAACAUGCUUGCGCGUGUGGCAUUAUGGAACUAACGAAGAGGAAGGAUACGAAGGGAGGGGCCCGUGGUACUUUCACAGCAACGAAAGGUCUGAUGCGGAUGCAGUUUUUGAUAUGCUUCAACAGGCUAUCGAUCGUAAUAGCAUCUUUGGCGGUUGGGGAAGUACAGAUCGUAACAGCCGGUCUGGCGAUUGGGGGAGUACAGUGCUCAGAGGCUUGGAGAGACGCUUUCCGACACCGCUCAUUGCACCAGUUGCACAACCUGAGGACACUGGAGAAGCUCUCGAUGCGUUGUAUUAUCCUGAAUGGAACCAAAGGCUGCGCGACAUCAAAGAUCAGGUAGAUGACAAACACCGCACCGGCGAAGACACAGAUCCAAAGCACGUCGCGCACGCAGACCCUACAUUCAAUUCGGGCAGUGCUUCAACCGAUUUGGAGCCAGAGUCAGGGGAGCUUCCUCUAGACACACAGAUCCUUGCUUACCUUGAUGAUGAUUUUAAGAACCGACCUGGCUCGUACAUAGGCCAGAACAUCGAGAAGAUCGUUUCUGACCUCUGGUCCUGGCGCCCUAGUUCCAUCGUUUCUGCUUUGCGAAGGCUAGCUGCCGAAGGAAAAGUUCACAACACUGCUGAUGAUGAGACAUGGGUUAUCUCAGAACCUAUAUCCUGGGAUCUUCGGUCUAGCCCAGAAGAACGACCGAAGAAGCCAAAAGAUGAUCUAACAGAUCGGAUUUUGCUAUGCAUGGAUCGUGUGGGCGGCAAACACCAGUUUCUUACCAUGAUCGGUGAGCUUCUGACUACCGCUGAUGAAUUGUGGCCUGCGCUCCGUGAUCUAGCAGCCAACGGACUCGUCUAUAGUGAGGCUAGCGGACAGAUCUGGGGUCUCACCGGUAUGGGCAGGAGUAGGAUGAGAGCACACUAUUUACAGCAGCAAGCAGCAAGCGCAGAACAAGACAUCGCGCUACUUGCUACUGGAUCGACUCCUGGCGAGACGUUCCAUUCAUCUAGCUAUUGGCGUGCCUCCGAGGUAGAGGACUUCGAAAUCAAUGUUGCACAUUUUGGUACGGACUGGGCAGCAUUGGCGAGCCACAUAGGCACAAAGACACCUACUAUGGUUAAGAACCAUUACCUACUUCUUGUCAAAAAUGGCAACCUAGCCUUGGAGCAGUCAGCAAAAGAGGCAGAUGCACGAAACGCUCUCGCUUCUCAACAACUUGCUACGGAGUCCCUCAAGUCCAUGGAGCAGCCCACGUCAGAUGAGGCCAACGCUAUUGCUGAAAAUCGUGGUGAUUCCAACCGGAAUGAGGACACAUCAAACAACCUAGCCGACCGUGCUUUAUCUUACCUGAGAAGCUUGUCUGGAGUGAGCGAAAACAUUUCGGAUCUCGCAUCCAAGUUCGAUACCCCAGUCGCUGAGCUUCAACCAAUACUCAAACAGUUGAGAUCCGAUGGGUUGGUGCAUAAUACGGGGGAUAAUUCGACUUGGGCUGCGGCAAUCUCAACUCGACAUUUUCGUCCACGAUCGACUCGCAUGGAUCCCCCACCCCACUCUCCCAUCGCAAAGUCAGAUGGCUUGCCGCGUUCUGGUGGUGGUGGCUACAACAAGUAUCCAUGCCCGAACUGGCAAAAGAAAGGUCAUCCUUCAAUUUACGACUUUGUCAAUAAGAAGGAUGAGCUGUGCGCUCAUUGCAUGGACAGUUGGAGAGACGGCAGAGGCGCAAAAGAGAGGAGACAGACCAAGUCCAACAAAGCACUAGCGGAUGACAUCAGAGAAGACAUGGAAUCAGGCACAGCGAAUAGGUUGAGACGAAUGAAGAGUGCAAGGGAAAGGAGACACAAGGAGCCGAGCAAGGCAAAGAAGAACGACAUUGACGACGAACUGGAGGACUACGAUGGACAGGAAGAGGACUUUGUGGACGAAGAGGUAGCUCGGACGUGA